UCAUAAUUACUUUUUUUUUGGGAUCAUGUCAAUCAUUUUAGUUUGAUUUUUGUUUUCAUUAAAAUCGCUCAUUGCCUUCGUUGGUUGAUUUCGUCGGGGGCAAUACAGAGACCCAGAAAACGAAAUUACUCUCGCUUUCAAAUUCUCGAUCUUUUUCUCCUUUACCGAUUUCCUAAUCUCGAAACUUUCAGAUUAUUUUUAGAUAUAAUUUUGUUGAUAGAAGCCGAAAUUCAGAAACAUGAGCAUGGGAGAUUUUCUCGGUAUUCAGCCCUCAGAGCUGAAAUUCCCAUUUGAAUUGAGGAAGCAGAGCUCAUGUUCUAUGCAGUUGACCAAUAAGACUGAUCAGUAUGUUGCAUUUAAGGUGAAAACAACCAACCCCAAAAGGUACUGCGUUCGCCCUAAUGCCGGCGUUGUUUUGCCCAAUUCUGUGUGCAAUGUCACAGUCACUAUGCAAGCGCAAAAAGAGGCUCCUCCUGAUAUGCAAUGUAGGGAUAAGUUUCUGGUUCAGAGUGUUAUUGCUCCAGAAGGUGCAACUAAUAAGGAUGUAACACCAGAAAUGUUUAACAAGGAGGACGGGAAGCUUGUUGAUGACUUCAGAUUGAGGGUUGUUUUUGUUCCAGCUAACCGUCCCUCUCCAGUACCUGAAGGAGAUGAAGAAGGGACUUCUCCUGGAACGUCUUCAGCUGAGGAUGAGAUUAAAAAAUCUUCAUUGCCUGAAGCUGCACAGUCAGUUGUCUCAAAGUUGAAUGAGGAGAAAGCUUCUAUUAUUAAACAAAAUCAAAAGCUGCUCGGAGAAUUGGAAUUGAUGCAAAAACGAAGCAGAGAAGGGCAACGUGGUGGCGUAUCUGUUGUGGCAGUAGUGGUUGGGCUACUUCUGGGUAUAUUGGUGGGAUACUUGAUCAGGAAAUAAAAGUUAAUAUGCAAGAAAGUCUACAUUCUUUGUUCAAAUGUCCUAAAUUUGCACUCUACAUUCUUUGUUCAGAUGUCCUAAAUUUGCACAUCUGGUUUUGCCCUUCUUAAUUCAUGCAAAAAAUUGCUGGAUGUUCCAUUAUUUAUCAUCAGAUUUUGGGGAGUUGGAUUCUUUCAGAGUUUGGAGGUAUCCUGCUUGUGAUGGUGGCAUGUACAAUGAACCAAAGUUACAAAUAAGAUUCAUGCAUAUGCUUACCCCGGA
Messenger RNA from Sesamum indicum (sesame), 1171 nucleotides. Its product is annotated as vesicle-associated protein 1-3. The record is from RefSeq and is a predicted model, not a curated record. NCBI's taxonomy places the organism in Eukaryota, Viridiplantae, Streptophyta, Magnoliopsida, Lamiales, Pedaliaceae. Gene Ontology annotation, cellular component: plasma membrane; endoplasmic reticulum membrane. Gene Ontology annotation, biological process: endoplasmic reticulum membrane organization.